CUCCUCCUCUUCCCUGUUUUUCUCCUCCGCUUUCAUUCCAAGAACCCUCCAGAGAUCCGACGGACCCCCCGCAACCCAACCGGAGCGCCAGACCCGACACACGUGACUGAGCUCCACUCCAAAAAAGAACCGCCAUGAAACUGGCUGCAGGAUGGGGACUGGUCAGCGCUCUGCUGGUCCUGAGAGUCCAGGCCGAUGUCACGACAGAAGAACUGUCCGAGAUCCAGAACCAGACUAUCCAGCUGGUGAUGGAGAAGUUACAUCAGAGGGAUCUACCGAACGGAUACAGGAUGACGUCCAUAGUGAAGUCAGUUGAGGAGUUGUAUUCUGCCGGGAUAUUCGUCAAUGUGGAGUUCCUGAUGAAAGAGACGUCAUGCCGCAAACAUGACUGGAGCAAACCGGACUGCAAGGUCGUAAAAAACGCAAAGACCUACAGCUGCUUUGGGUGUUUCAAGUUUGAAUACGACUCUCACACUGUUAUAUCUCAGGUUGAAGAAUGCAUCCUGCUGCGACACCUAAAUCCGGGACGUAAGACUCGGAGGAACACUCUGUGUAAGGAGGUGGAGAUGAAGGUCACUGGGAAGACGAUUGGGGUGUACAGCUUCCUGAGGAAGGAGUGAGAGGGCUCCAGUCUAGAGGUUGGAUGAGAAGAUCCUGAAUCCCGGAUAGUGGGGAAGAUCCCGUAUGCCCCUCCCCCGUCCUCCUCCUAUAAUCCUCUGUAUCUGUAUAUAGUAUAAGAGAACCUCCCUAUGAAUAUUGGGGUCACAGUCCAUAGCAGAGUGUGAUGUACGGAAGGUCACACUAUUGUAGGGUGGGAAUCAGAGACGUGACAAUGAGGCCACCAGAGAUCCAUCUUUGUGUCUAUGGAGAGCUGAAAUCAGCCGCCCCACCCCCUAUAUCCUAUCCCCCACCUCCUCUGGGAGUGUCUAAUUACUGUCUGUGCUGGCCCAGCUACUGUGCCUCUCCCCUCACAUCCCUACAUACCAUUUAUGUCACUGCUGGGGGAGGAUUAAAGGGGAAUUUUGAGUGACAGCUCUGAGCUAUUUGGGCUGCUAACAUCUUAGAUGGCGGCACCCAGCAGCAGCUCUGUACUAUGUCUGCAGUCUCUGAUCAUCUCCUGUACUAUGUCUGCAGUCUCUGACCAUCUCCUGUACUAUGUCUGC
Molecule: messenger RNA, 1163 nt
Organism: Rana temporaria (common frog)
Lineage: Eukaryota; Metazoa; Chordata; Amphibia; Anura; Ranidae
Product: retinoic acid receptor responder protein 2-like
Exons: 6
Coding region: 135-620 (161 amino acids)
Biological process (GO): regulation of lipid catabolic process; inflammatory response
Molecular function (GO): signaling receptor binding
Source: RefSeq, a predicted model, not a curated record